AUGUCAAUAACUCCUUAUCUGUGUGACUGUAACUCUGAACCCAAUUGUGAUAAUGAUGUAUAGCUCUUACAGGAAGUAUAAAUAGAUUCAUAGUGCACACACUGCAGGCAAUUGAUAGUGUUAACAUUUGUUGUUAGAACCAAUCUCUGAAUAUAAACACAAGGAGCAGAUGGAGCCCAAAGUAGAACCAGUGGGCCCCCCAGCAUUGUUCGGAGAGGGUCCGUUUUGGGACGAUGAGACCCAGACUUUGUACUACAUUGAUGCCUUCAGACCCACAAUCUACAGUUAUCACCCGGGUACAAGGAGCCAUCACAGUGUCAAUGUUGUUUCAGAUAAACCAGGAAAACCAGAAGUGCACACCACAUUUGUGAUCAAAAUCAAGGGAGAGAAAAACAAGUUUGUGAUUUCCGAUGAUAAACGUUUAGCAGUGAUAAAUUGGGAUGGUGUCUCAUCAGAUCCUGUGAUGACAGAGCACUUGGUGGAUGUGGAGCAGGAACCUACGGCUGCCUUUUGUGAUGGGAAGUGUGACCCUUCCAACCGACUGUGGGCAGGAACAAAAGGGCGUGUGCCAUUUGAUAUACCAAUCACUGAAAUGGAGAAAGGGAAGGGUUCGUUGUACUCGUUGCAGAGAGACAAGACUGUGAAGACGCACUUGUCGAAAAUCACUCUGUCAAAUGGUUUAAUCUGGAGCCCUGACAAGAAGAAGUUUUAUUACAUUGACAGUUUAAAGUUUGGUAUAGAUAGUUAUGACUAUGAUGACACAACUGGAUCUAUCUCCAAUGGGAAAACUAUCUUUUGCUUCAAGAAAAAUAAUGUUGAAGGACUGCCUGAUGGAAUGACAAUAGACCAAGAAGGGAAAAUCUGGGUGGCUUGUGUGAAAGGUGGACAGGUUUUAAGAGUUGAUCCGAAUACUGGAGAGAUUCUGAGAACAGUGAAAAUACCAGCACCACACACAACAUCUGUAGUUUUCGGUGGCCCAAACUAUGAAGACCUCUACGUCACUACUGGCAAGAUCAAGUUUACCAAGGAGAUGGAGGAGGAAUAUCCCAUGGCGGGGUGCACGUUCAGGGUCACAGGUCUGGGUGUCAGAGGAGUUCCAAGUCUUCCAGUUCAGCUGUGAACAGUUGGCAGCAUUGACUGUAUAUAUCACUGUUACAUUUUUAAAUAAAUGUUUUCAUUGUUUAAUUAGUUAGAACUGCA
This is a messenger RNA of Homalodisca vitripennis (glassy-winged sharpshooter), 1200 nucleotides long. Its product is annotated as regucalcin-like. Bases 170 to 1120 code for a protein of 316 amino acids. Gene Ontology annotation, molecular function: calcium ion binding; gluconolactonase activity; enzyme regulator activity. Gene Ontology annotation, biological process: L-ascorbic acid biosynthetic process. The transcript has 6 exons. The record is from RefSeq and is a predicted model, not a curated record. NCBI's taxonomy places the organism in Eukaryota, Metazoa, Arthropoda, Insecta, Hemiptera, Cicadellidae.